Colletotrichum acutatum is the source of this 1008-nucleotide messenger RNA. RefSeq lists its product as uncharacterized. Bases 1 to 1008 code for a protein of 335 amino acids. The record is from RefSeq and is a predicted model, not a curated record. Lineage: Eukaryota; Fungi; Ascomycota; Sordariomycetes; Glomerellales; Glomerellaceae. The transcript has 5 exons.
AUGAAGAUUUACUUCCAGACGGUCGAUGUCGUGCAUUCAGAAGACUGGAGGUUGAACCCUUCACGACGCGGUACUCGCCGUCUACAAAGUGAAGCUCGUUCAAAGUCGAAAUCAAACUGUGACGGUUCUUCACCAACGUCAGCAAAUGGCCGUGAAGUGACAGACAGUCAAGCAUGGGACCGCGAGGUGCUCGUCCAGGUAUCUUCAUUACAACAGACAAACUUCCACGCGGUGAAGCUACUACCGCGGCACCGCGACCCAGCAGAGUGGCACAUCUCUGUAAGAUCCGGCGGCAAAGAUGGUGAGGACGAGGAGACCAUCAUCGUGGACGACUCGAUGCAGAACAAGUUCAACAUCAGGUGCAAUGCGCUGGUCUACGAUCACGAGCACGAGGACUUGAUCUCCAUGUUGAACAUGUCACCGACGACGGUCGCCUCAUCAGCCGGGCCAGUCCUCUCAACCCUCGUGCCCCCAGGUUCCCGACAAGGAACCUACAUCGUAACCCUCACCCCACAAGGCAAAGAACUCCAUACCAGAGUCUCCGACAUUGACGUACCACCACAACACCUCCCCCGCCGCGACGCAACAUUCUGGCCCUCCGACACCAAACCGCUCUGCUCCGACAGCCCCUGGAUCACCACCGCCGACUUUUCCUCCCACCCCAACGGCGCCCGUAACGCCUUCGCCGCGCAAUGCGCCGCCCUCAACGGCAAACGCCUCGGCUACCGCGAAAAAACCUACAGCCAUUGGGGCGACGCGGUGGCGUACAUGUGCUCGUACGCGGGCAGCGGGGACGUAGGCAACGGGAGGGACGGCGGGAACCCGUGUGUUGUGCAGGAGUGGGUUGAUGCCGUCGAGUGGGCUGCCAAGGAGUGUGGGGGCAGGAACGGGAAUGGUUUGAUGGAGUGUGCCUAUCUCUCGAUUCCUGGAUAUGAAAGAGGCGUACGGAUAUACGCGCGCCAAUACUUCCUUUUGUUGAGGGUCUCUUUGCGGGGGGUUGUGGUUUAG